This is a messenger RNA of Gadus chalcogrammus (walleye pollock), 6021 nucleotides long. RefSeq lists its product as uncharacterized. The transcript is spliced from 2 exons. Lineage: Eukaryota; Metazoa; Chordata; Actinopteri; Gadiformes; Gadidae. Bases 4121 to 5134 code for a protein of 337 amino acids. The record is from RefSeq and is a predicted model, not a curated record.
UAAAAGAAAAAAUAUCUUUGUCACAAAUAUGAAUUUCUAUCGACAACACAAUAACCAAUGCAGCUUGCAUUUCAACACAAUAUGGAAGUAGCCUAGUUAAAAUGUAAAUACAUUAAUUUUUCUUUUAAAUUAUUAAAGAAAAAGCUGCUCUUAGUCAAUGAUAAGAAUAAGACUUCAAACACAAAAUGCCACUUUUAUUUUUGAUCAUAAGCAGCAUGUCCCUGAGAAAGAAAAUAAUGCUACACAAUAAUAUGCUACUUUAUGGCGCUUGCAUUUUAAAGGUGCUUCAUUUCCAGUUAAUAACUGGUGGAUGCUCAUGGAAUAUGCAAGUUCUCAUAUUCAUGUGACUAACAUAAAAUUUAAGGCAAUAUUCCUACCCAAUCAUUAGGCUAACGUAGAGCUAACUGCAUCUCACACUGUAUAAAUAGCAAAACACAACUUGGACCAACAAAAUAACAUAUAUACAUAGUUCUCAAAGCACAGAAACAAGGCAGUGUCUCUGCAUCUUUAGUACACAAAAAAAAAGUUGCCAGAGAAAAGGGGGUGAAAUGUGUUAACAUAUCUAAGUAAUGAAGUGUUGUGAUCUGACAAAGAAAACAAGCUCAUGGCAUAUGCAAGUUCUUGUGUAAAAACAGGAGCUGGUCUACAUGCUCUGGUGUGAGUGUGCUCCGCUGGGCAGUCACAAUAUCUCCUGCAGUAGAGAACACUCUUUCUGCAGAGACACUGGUGGCCGGAAUACAAAAGUAUCGCUUGCCCAACUUGGAGAGCAGGGGAUACAUGAUCUCAUUUUUCCUCCACCAGCUGAGAGGGUCCUCAGAGAGAGGAACUGGUGGAGCACCACGGAACUUGUUAACCUCCUCCUCAGCUUGAGCAUAGGCAGAGAUGGGCUGAGUUGCACUAGAGAAGGUAUUCCCCAGCAGAUUCUCCAACAAAGAGGAUGGUGCUCUUCUCUUGGCAGGGGGGGAGCUUUGGUUCUGCUCCUCUGUAGGUUGGGUGCCCUCUGUGACUUCAUGUUCUUCCACUCUUACCUGUUGCUGUAGGUAAACACAAUAAGAACAGAUCACCACAGUAGCCUAAUUUUACAUUGCCAUAUAAUGUAAAUAUCUCCAAUCCUAACCAUAUAAGAAAUAAAUAAAAUAAAAUUAAAAACGAAAUAAAACAAGUCAAACCAUAAAUUAGGUAUUAGGUUACUGUUCAAUAUCUAUUCAAUAUUGUGUUUUGUGUCUCUAAUUCACAUAUUUCAUAUAAUUCCGAAAGUGGUACGGUCAUUUAACGUAACAGACUCAUUGUAAUUUGAAGUCAGCAAGUAAUGGCUUUCUUCGCAACGCCUGGAACUUAAAAGUUCUAUUUGCUUGAAGAACUAUUUAUUUCUUAGCGGAAAUCACAAAACGGCAACUAAAUCAAUUAGGUAUUUUGGAGGAAUGUCUUUUAUCGUUUUGGCAAGUAACCGUAGGCUAUAAUGUUCGGGAUAAUGUAUUGUCCGUCGUAUGCUGCGCGUCGGGGUGCUGUUCGCCCCGUCGGGACUUAUUUUUGGAUAAUAACCUCCGGACAAUACAUGAGCCCAUAUUAUGCAUUAAGUAGGCCAGCCUAAAAUCUUACAAUAAUGCUACAUACAAUAAAAUGAAAUUUACCUCAAGUGAUGCAGCUUCAGCAACAACUCUUCCAAAUGUUUCCGCUACAUCAUCUUCAGAAAGGAAAGGCAGUCCCUUGAAUCUCGGGUCCAGAGCAGAAGCUGAACGAAGUGUUCUUCUCUCUAGGUCAGACGUGUACCUUUUGCUGAGGUCCUCAUUGAUCGCCUUCUUUAUAUCGCGGGUAAUUGAUGACUCUGCAAUGUUGCCCGUCGUUUCCUGGCAGAGUUGAGCUUGCAGUGGGGCAAUCAAACACACAGUGGGGCUACUCUCCUCUGAUAUAAGCGUAGUAGCAUCCUUCAUUGGCUUGAGGGCCUUAACUAAAUGCUCUGCAUUGGCGACAUCGGUCUCAUUGAGAGUGCAGAGAGCAGAUUGUGAUUGUCCUUUCCUCACCUGGGGAGAGAGUAAAGUGGCGCAGAUAGCAGGCUGCUGUUCCAAAAAGCGAUCCCCCAUUUCAAAGGCACUGUUCCAUCUGGUGCUGACGUCUGUUUUGAGUUUGUGGCAUGGCAGACCCAGCAGCUUCUGCUUUUCUCCUAACUCGUAUGCGCCGACGGUGCUCCGGUGGAAAAACGAAACAAUUCUCCUAAUCCUGGCCAGGAGCCUGGACACAGACGGCAGCUUGAGCGCUCGCUGACAAGCCAGGUUUAAGGUGUGGGCGUAACACCUCACGUGCAGAAGCCCACCAAGUUGGGCUGCAACAACCAUAUUAGCGGCAUUGUCUGUCACUAAAACUAAAUCUUUGUCAUUGAGAUGCCAUUCAUCUGCUACCCUCUUUAACAAUUCAGCCACGUUUGCGCCAGAGUGACUCUCAUGCAUUGCUCUUGUUUGGAGCACCAGUGACACGAGCUGCCAAUCUUUGUCUACGAAAUGCGCAGUAAUGGUAACGUAGGACACCGUGGCAAUUGAUGUCCAUGCGUCGCAAGUUAAAGCUACCCUACCUGCUUCCACCAAAGUCCAAAACUCUGGAUUUGGUUUCACUGUACAGCGUGGGUACUGCUGUGUCAGUAAAGAAUCGCCGAGAACGUAGUUUGUAUCUAGGCUCCAGUGUUUUAACCAUUUCCCGAAAACCCAUGUUCUCCACCACUGAAUUCGCUCGGUGCAAGAAGCUACUUCCGUUCUACUUCCGCUCCCUCGAUUGUGAUGCUCAGUACUUCCGGCACGAUGGCGAUGUUUUUCACCAGAUGUCUACAAGACCUGCCCAAACUGACCAUAUCAGACGUCCACAGACUUGUCCAAAAAGGAUGCGUUGCCCCCCGGAGUAAACGGGAAAAGGGGUACAAGAUGUACCUCUCGAGUUAUAUUGACAAUUUUGAAGGUAAGUUCCAAACUGACAUCAGAAUACGUUCACAUUGUGCCAUCGCUAGGUAGCUAGCUUGGUUCAGAAAACUAGAGACAAAUCGCGCAGUUACUAGUUACUUUUCGAGCAUCAGGUUGUUUGAUCAACUGUACUGUGUUGAAAAGAAGUCCAGUGUGUUUUGAUUCACAUUACAUGAAUGACGUUGAAUUCCCACAGUGUCAAAUAAAGACCCGGCUGCGGGGAGGGUGACCGUCAGGGCCGUCUGCUAUAGGUCCAUGCGCAAACAUGAGAAGCCUCACGACGUCAGAGUAGGGUGGAAUACAUGUGUUUAAUCAGUUCAAGUUCAAGAUUCUGGGGUGUUUUUGUGGCUAUAGUUGGCGAUGUGGAUGUAGAACAACAAUAAUUCAUCUCGAGUCUGUUUAUUUUACUUAAACCUGAACUAUACUUGGACAUGGACACCCCAGAAACCGGUUGUUAUUGCUCCUGUUCUUUGGAGCAUACGUUUAAGUAUGCCUUUUCAUGGUGGGAACAUUUGUCAGUGUGAGGUAAGAGCUGAUUUUGUACCCUCAGUCUAGGCUAUCGUAAAUCCUCAAGUAAAGACAGAGAUUCAAUUAGAAAACAGGCUGUGCAGCCUAAAUAAAUAAAACCCUCUGGCCACAAUUGAGGAUUUACGGUAUACUAACCUGUUCAAUUCUGUACUGCUCCUGUUCUUUGGAGUACAAGUUUAAGUAGGCCUUUACAUGGGUACAUUAGUCAGUGAGAGGUAAGAGCUGACUUUGUAUCCUCAAUCUAGGCCAUACUAACCAGUUCAAUGCUCUAUUAAUACUAAACUGUAUUAUUUAAAUAAUAAUAAUUAUAAUACUAAAAUCAUGUUUUAUCCAUAGAUCACUUUUGAGGACAGCACUCAGCCACAGAUUCAAAUAGCUGCGGCUGAGUGUUCUUGUGUGGCUGGAACUGCUCUCUGCAAUCACAGUGUUGCACUGCUGUACCAGAGCACGAAAUACUCUGCAUUGCAACUGAAAGCAGUUCCGCCAGUCCUCAGCUGCACUGAAACUGAGCAGCAGUGGCAUAAGCCCCGAAAACUGGUUAGUACUUAAGAACUAAGCAGAUUGUUAAUGUUAUAUGGAUUUUUGAAAUUUGAUUGAAACUUUACCUGCUUUCUUGAUAGGGUGUGAAACCUGGCAGAGUGAGUAAUAUGGUAUUUGUCUCAACCAAACCAAAGUCGAGACAGUACACAGCUGCUGAUGGUGUGAGGAGCAAGCGCUACAAAGCAGUGCGGGGGGACUUGCCAGACCCAGAUGUCCUGAAGGUCGACGAGGCAUACCAGGACUUCAUGGCAGACCUUGCACCAUUAAUCACCACGCUCUCCAUAAGUCCUGGUGUCCCCCUCGUCAAUUCCACUUUUGGGAGCGUUCAAGAUGGAAGCCCUAUUUCUUAUCAGCACCCUGUGCCAGUGAGUAGGGUCAUCAUCCACCACCCAGACGCACCCUCUCCACCCCCACUGCCGUUACAUGGUCACAGGCUGGACCCAAGCACAUGUUCCUUUGUGUGCACUCACCAACAACAAUGUAAUGCAAUGGCGCUUACCAUCAAUUUCGACAUGGCAAGAUCCAUUGAGAGGGCCACAAGGGAACAGAGUGGUAGCGCAGAAUGGCACAGCCUGAGGAAGAUGAGGCUCACCUCCUCAAGGUUCCGGGAGGUGUGCCAUGUCAGAGGUCACAGCUCUGCUGAGAACCUUGCCGAACGUAUCCGCAAAGGUGGGGUUCAGACAGCUCUGAUGAAGAGGGGGCUUGCACUGGAGCCAGUAGCUAUUCAGGAGUAUGCCCACAUUAAAAACAUCAGCUACUGGCCAUCAGGAUUUGUCAUCCAUCCAGAUGCUCCCUGGCUCGGUUCUUCUCCAGAUGGGGUCGUUUUUGAUCCCACGGAGGCACCACCAUUUGGGCUGGUGGAGGUGAAGUGUCCUAACGUGAAGAGCUACGUGGACUGCGGGUACCUGCGCAUGCAGAAUGGCGCCCUCCGUCUGAAGCCAAGCCACAGCUACUACUGGCAGGUGCAAGGCCAGCUGCUUAUAACAGGGAUGCAGUGGUGUGAUUUUGUGGUUUUUGCAGAGGAUGAUGUUCUUGUGCAAAGAAUUUAUAAGGAUGCUGAGGUUGCCAGGGUCAUAAGGGAGAGGGGGGAUUAUUUCUUUUUCUAUCAUUUCUUAAUCUGAUCUUUUUUAAAUGAAUGUUUCAUUCAAAGACCAUACCUUUCGAACUGAUUGAAAUGAGUGUAAAACUAUGUGGAUUGUUGAUAUAGGAUCAUUGAAAAAGUGUUGUUCAAUCUUUCCUUAUUAAAUUCUACAUAUUCUAGUGUCAUCUAUGAUGCAUCUGGUUUUCAUUUCAAGUCCUUUAAAACCCAAAGCUAAUGUACAUACAGUGGCAAACACAGUGACAGCAAAUGCAAAACACAAAAUUGGCCUGUCUCAGUUUAAAGCUCACCCACCGCGACAAGGUGCAGACCAUUCGGGUGAGAACACGGGACAAUAAAACAGACGUAACGCAGCACAAAAUAAAACAUUUACUUUAUUUACUAGUUGCCCAUGCCUUCUAAAGGCCCAUUCUGGUAGUUGACCAGGAAGCAGGCCACACUGAACAGUUCAUCGAUGUUCCCACAUAUAGAUAGUGGUAUGGCCUUGUCAAACAGUUUGUUCUCUUUUACUCUCCUGAUACACCUCUCCACAUGCACUCUCAGACGUGCAAUCGCCUGUGUCUGUCUAACAUCCUCACGACUCAUUUGUUGUUUGUUCCUGAGAAAUGCAGGCCGGUAAACCUUACAAGGAACAAGGUCGUCCACACAAAACCCUUUGUCCACCAUGAUUGCCAUACCUGGCUUCAACAGCUUCACAAUCCCAGACAACUUGAAAAUCUCCCGGUCACUCAUAGAGCCUGCAUACAGUCCAGACACAAAGGUGACAGCACCGUGGGGUGCCAUGCCAACCAUGGCCUUGAAUGUGGCAUGAGAUUUGUAGGUUGAGAAAACCUCACUCUGAAGGAGCAGAGAGGAUGGUGUCUGACAAAAUAUUUCUGUACAAUCAAGGACUACCUGUGUAUCUGCAAA